Messenger RNA from Cannabis sativa, 672 nucleotides. RefSeq lists its product as uncharacterized. The transcript has a single exon. The record is from RefSeq and is a predicted model, not a curated record. Bases 1 to 672 code for a protein of 223 amino acids. NCBI's taxonomy places the organism in Eukaryota, Viridiplantae, Streptophyta, Magnoliopsida, Rosales, Cannabaceae.
AUGGAUACACAUGGUAUACUUGAAAGAUCAGGACUGGUGGAGUUAUGUUGCUCCACAUGGAAAAAAAUAGUUGUUGUGAAGGAUAAGUUUCAGCAAAAAGGAGACAUGGAAAGCUUUGUAAAACAGAGAUAUCAAGUCAAGCAAGGAUACCAAGAUCUUUUCCCCGAGCAUCCUAAAAUCCCAUGGUGCAAUCUGGUUUGGGACAGACUUGUCAUUCCAAAACAUAGAUUUAUUCUAUGGUUAGUGUUUUGGAAAAGGCUGAACACAAAGGAAAGAGUAAGCAAGUUCAAUCAAAACAUAGACAUUACCUGUGCUCUGUGUGGCAAAGGUGAUGAAACCAUUGAGCAUCUGUUUUUUCAGUGUGAUUAUAGCUCAGAAUGCUUGCAAGAGAUCAAAGUGUCUCUGCAAUGGAACACACCAGCAGGGGAUAUCUUCAAGCGGCUACAACCCUGUCAUCAAACAAAAAAGUUUUCUGCAGCUAAGAAGAGCAUGGUGAAUACAGUUGUGGCUAGCCUUGUGUAUCACAUAUGGAAAGCAAGAAAUGAAGUACUUUGGAACCACCAACAAUGGCUCACUAGCAGAACAGGGAAGCAAGCCAAGCAGCUAAGUAAGCUGAGAAUCCAAGCUUGGCCACCUAAAAAGCAAGGAGAGAAGACACAGAAUGGAUACUAG